AAUUUGUAUCAAAAUCUAAUUUUAGAUUUCAUUAUUUUGCCAUUAUCAACGCUAGAAUUGCUCAUGACGGGGCGAUUACGCUUUUAGCAUAAUAUAUCAACGACUAGCCAUCUUAAUGUAUAGAGUUAACAUGUUACUGUCAUUAUUUUUACUAUUUUGGACAUGUCAUUUAGUAAUAUGUUAUUUAUAAUCUAUUUAUUUAACAUUUUAUAGAAAAAUUUCUUAAAGUUAAAAUAUAUAUAUAAGCUUGCUUUAUCAUGGUGAUACCAUUGGAAAGUACAUUUUAGAAAUGAAUUUAACACGUUACCUUUUUGUUUGAUGCACCAAUACCCUUUUUUCCUGGUCAACCACUAAUACCGUUUACAUAUGUAAGAAAAAAUUAAUCUUAUACGAUAAACUCACCAAAAUAAAAAAAUUAAUGACCAACCAAAUAAAAUUAGAUAAACAGGUUUUGAAGAGUCACACCAACCUCUGCCUACCACAUUAAACACUUGUUUCUCUUGUUGGUCGACCAAUUCUGAAAAAAAAAAACUUCAACCAUACAUAAAAAGCAUUGUUAGACAUUUUGAUAUGAAGAAGAACAAUACUCAUACCGUGGCUUCCUGCUUCCACCCUUCUGCUAUGGCUACAAGCCGCCGCGAAGAAGACUCCAUCAUUCUUUUCUCAUCCUCAAACUCUCCUGAUGACUUCUCCUCUGCUUCCUCUUCAUUUUCUUCUUCGCCACUCCCAAGCCCUAACCGCUACUCUUUAACCGUCACUAACCUCUCCUACACCAUCCAUCACACCCCAAUACUCAAAUCUGUUUCAUUAGCUGCUGAAUCCUCUAAAAUCCUAGCCGUGGUUGGCCCUAGCGGAACAGGCAAAUCCACUCUUUUGAAAAUCAUUUCAGGAAGCGUGAACCACAAGGCACUGGAUCCGUCUUCCGGGAUUUUGAUAAACAAUCGUAGAAUUACCGACUACAAUCAGCUACGCAGGCUAUGCGGGUUUGUCCCGCAGGACGAUGACCUACUGCCUCUACUUACCGUGAAAGAGACGUUAAUGUAUAGCGCCAAAUUCAGUUUGAGAGAUUCAACGGCUAAGGAAAGAGAAGAUAGAGUGGAGAGCUUAUUGAGUGAUCUCGGUCUUGUUCUAGUCCAAGACAGCUUCGUUGGAGAAGGAGACGAUGAAGAUCGUGGUGUUUCGGGAGGAGAGAGGAAGAGAGUUUCAAUAGCUGUUGAGAUGAUCCGUGAUCCACCAAUUCUGCUUCUUGACGAACCAACCUCUGGUUUGGAUAGUCGAAACUCGCUCCAGGUCGUUGAGCUUUUGGCUACUAUGGCAAAAUCCAAACAGAGAACCGUCCUUUUCUCCAUCCAUCAACCAAGCUAUCGAAUCCUCGAUUACAUCUCCGAUUACCUGAUUCUUUCACGCGGAUCGGUUAUCUACUUGGGAAGUCUUGAACAUCUCGAGGACUCAAUAGCGAAACUAGGGUUUCAGAUUCCAGAACAGCUGAAUCCGAUAGAAUUCGCCAUGGAAAUAGUUGAGUCGUUGAGAACUUUUAAGCCAGACUCGGUAGCUGUCGUAGAAUCAUCAUCGAUGUGGCCUGAAAACAACGAAAAUGAUGGGAUUAUCACAAAGAAAGAAGAGUUUCGUGUCCUAGACGUCACCGAGAUCUCAUAUCUCUGUUCGAGGUUCUGCAAGAUCAUCUACAGAACAAAGCAGUUAUUCCUGGCGCGAACAAUGCAAGCGGUGGUAGCCGGAUUAGGUCUAGGCAGCGUCUACACAAGACUCAAGCGUGACGAAGAAGGCGUAGCAGAGCGGCUCGGGCUCUUUGCCUUCAGCUUAAGCUUCCUCCUCUCUUCCACAGUGGAAGCACUUCCCAUAUACCUCCGAGAACGUCGCGUUCUGAUGAAAGAAUCAUCUCGUGGAUCCUACCGAAUCUCAUCCUACAUGAUCGCCAACACCAUCGCAUUUGUACCGUUCCUCUUCGUUGUAUCUCUCCUCUUCUCCAUCCCAGUCUACUGGAUCGUAGGCCUAAAUCCAUCGAUUCAAGCCUUCUCCUUCUUUGUCCUCUGCGUCUGGCUCAUCAUUCUCAUGGCCAGUUCUCUAGUGCUCUUCCUCAGCGCGGUUUCUCCUGACUUCAUCUCCGGUAACUCCCUCAUCUGCACCGUUCUUGGAGCCUUCUUCCUCUUCUCCGGCUACUUUAUCCCCAAAGAGAAGAUCCCAAAACCAUGGAUGUUCAUGUACUACGUGUCGCUGUACCGUUACCCGCUGGAGUCUAUGGUGGUGAAUGAGUACUGGAGCAUGCGAGAGGAAUGCUUCUCCAGCGGGAACAUGGGCUGCUUGAUGACCGGAGAGGAUGUGUUGAAGGAGAGAGGGCUUGACAAGGAUACGAGAUGGAUCAAUGUCGUGAUCAUGCUUGCCUUCUUCGUUUUCUAUCGAAUCCUCUGCUGGGGGAUUCUACUCAGAAAGGCUUCCAAGUCAACCCAUUAAAGAUUUCAUUGUAUAGAGAGAAACAAAAUGCAUUUACUUACUGUAUAUGUUGUCACCAGAUACAGAUUUCAGUCUUAUGUUCAUAUACAUCAAUAUAACCUAAGGAGUAACAUUUUAUAUUGUUGUU
This is a messenger RNA of Arabidopsis lyrata subsp. lyrata, 2596 nucleotides long. Its product is annotated as ABC transporter G family member 23. The transcript has a single exon. Gene Ontology annotation, molecular function: ATP hydrolysis activity; ATP binding; ABC-type transporter activity. Gene Ontology annotation, cellular component: membrane. The record is from RefSeq and is a predicted model, not a curated record. Bases 571 to 2469 code for a protein of 632 amino acids. NCBI's taxonomy places the organism in Eukaryota, Viridiplantae, Streptophyta, Magnoliopsida, Brassicales, Brassicaceae.